This is a messenger RNA of Lontra canadensis (Northern American river otter), 1384 nucleotides long. RefSeq names its product sarcoglycan alpha (gene SGCA). Gene Ontology annotation, molecular function: calcium ion binding. NCBI's taxonomy places the organism in Eukaryota, Metazoa, Chordata, Mammalia, Carnivora, Mustelidae. The transcript has 10 exons. The record is from RefSeq and is a predicted model, not a curated record. The coding region runs from base 66 to 1226 and encodes 386 amino acids. Gene Ontology annotation, cellular component: membrane; sarcoglycan complex.
CCUCUCUCCUCCCCCCUGCUCCUGUCUCUGUCACUCACAGCCGGGCAGGGCAGGCUGGGGCAGUCAUGGCAGCCGCUCUAAUCUGGAUUCUUCUUGCGGUUCUCCUGGCAGGGCUGGGGGAUGCCGAGGCCCCACAGACCACCCUGCAGCCUCUUGUGGGCCGCGUCUUCGUGCACACCCUGGACCAGGAAGCCGUCCUGCGUCAUCCUGAGCACAUCGAUGUCCCCCACACAACCCCUGUCACCUACCACGCCCACCUCCAGGGACACCCAGACCUGCCCCGGUGGCUCCGCUACACCCAGCGCAGCCCCCGCCAGCCUGGCUUCCUCUACGGCACCCCCACCCCCGAAGAUCGUGGGCACCAGGUCAUCGAGGUCACAGCCUACAAUCAGGACAGCUUUGACACCACCCGGCAGAGGCUGGUGCUAUUGAUUGGGGAUCCAGAAGGCCCCCUGCUGCCAUACCAAGCUGAGUUCCUGGUGUGCAGCCACGAUGUGGAGGAGGUGCUGCCUUCAACGCCUGCCAGUCGCUUCCUCACAGCCUUGGGAGGGCUCUGGGAGCCGGGAGAGCUCCAGCUACUCAACAUUACCUCCGCCUUGGACCGUGGGGGCCGCGUCCCCCUUCCCAUUGAGGGUCGCAAGGAAGGGGUUUACAUCAAGGUGGGCUCUACCUCACCCUUCUCUACUUGCCUGAAGAUGGUGGCAUCUCCAGACAGCCACGCUCGCUGUGCCCAGGGUCAGCCUCCACUUCUGUCCUGCUAUGACACCUUGGCGCCUCACUUCCGCGUUGACUGGUGCAAUGUGUCACUGGUGGAUAAGUCAGUGCCAGAGCCCGCCGAUGAGGUGCCCACCCCAGGUGAUGGGAUCCUGGAGCAUGACCCGUUCUUCUGCCCACCGACUGAGGCCACGGACCGAGACUUCCUCACCGACGCCCUGGUCACCCUCCUGGUGCCCCUGCUGGUGGCUUUGCUGCUCACUGCAUUGCUGGCUUAUGUCAUGUGCUGCCGGCGGGAGGGACAGCUGAAGAGAGACCUGGCCACCUCAGACAUCCAGAUGGUCCACCACUGCACCAUCCGCGGGAACACAGAGGAGCUGCGGCAGAUGGCAUCCAGUCGGGAGGUGCCCCGGCCACUGUCCACGCUGCCCAUGUUCAACGUGCGCACCGGCGAGCGGCUGCCUCCACAAGUGGACAGUGCCCAGGUGCCCCUCAUCCUGGACCAGCACUGAGGGCGCAGCCAGUUCCAGACCCAGCCUCCUCCUCCUCUCUCCCCACACGCGUGGAGCCGCGGAUCCACAGCCACAUCCUUCCUGGGGAUUCCGGCUCCUGGCCUGAGGGCCCCCAGGCUUGGAACCAGCAGAGAAAUGGCGGCGGGGGAGGUGAGGGU